Molecule: messenger RNA, 1452 nt
Organism: Aspergillus nomiae NRRL 13137
Lineage: Eukaryota; Fungi; Ascomycota; Eurotiomycetes; Eurotiales; Aspergillaceae
Product: MFS multidrug transporter
Exons: 3
Coding region: 4-1452 (482 amino acids)
Biological process (GO): transmembrane transport
Molecular function (GO): transmembrane transporter activity
Source: RefSeq, a predicted model, not a curated record
GAAAUGUCGCACGGCACUUCAAUAUCUCAUGCAAUGGUGGAAAAAACAGAGAAAAGUAACUCGGAAACAUCCGUCCCUCUCGAGGGCGCAUCCCCAGCGGUCCCUAUCCAGCAGGCUGAAAACAUGUACUGCCCCGAAGACCCCCGUACUUGGCCCGUUUGGAAGAAAAAUAUCCAAAUUCUAAUGGUCGCUUUCCAUUCCAUGGUGGCGACCUUUAUGGCUGCGGGAAUCAUCCCAGCAUUUGAUGCUAUGGCUGAAGCGUACGGCGUGACAGUGCCAGAGGCGAGCUAUCUAACAUCGAUCCAAAUCCUGGUGUUGGGACUCACGCCAUUUCUUUGGAAACCGAUUACUUGCAUCUACGGUAGAUACCACGUAUCACUGGUCUCCGUUCUCGGUAGUCUGAUCUGCAAUAUUGGUGGCGCUCGGUGCUCAACGUAUGGAGCACAGAUGGUGACACGGGUUCUCACUGCCAUACUCAUCUCACCGCCGAUUGGCAUCGGGAGCGGUGUCAUCACUGAGCUCUGCGAGCCUGAAGAAAGAGCCCAGAAGCUGGGGUGGUGGACGUUGAUGACCACGCUUGGAACUCCGGCGGGGCCGUUUAUCAUGGGCUUCGUCGCAAAGCAUAUCGGCUUCGAGUGGAUUUACUGGAUAUACGCCAUUAUCAACUUCGCGCAGUUCCUCACUUACCUCCUACUGGGCGAGGAAACGAUAUACGUCCCCGGGGAUGCUGGUGGUGGUAAGGGUGGCCGCACGAGCAAGCUUAUCCCUCGCCGAAUCGACCCACGCCCUCUGAAACCUCGCGAGUUCAUAGAGUGGAUCUUCUUGUACCGGUAUCCGCGAAUUCUGAUUCCUACGAUUGCCCAGUGUGUUGUCUUUUGCUAUGCCAAUACGGCCAUCAUCGUUGAAAUGCCCAUUGCCUUUGGCAAAAAGUUUCAUUUCGACGCGCAGCAGAUCGGACUGCAGUAUAUUGCAGUGAUUAUAGGGAGCCUUAUCGGGGAACAAGUGAGCGGGCCCAUGUCAGACUGGUUCAUGAAAACAUUGAGUAAAAGAAGAGGCCAGUUCCGACCGGCUGAUCGCGUAUGGCUUUCGUACAUUGGGUUCGCAACCGUCAUCGCGGGACUCUUGACAUGGGGAUUUCAACUGGAUAAUGCCAGAUCGUGGAACGUCACCCCCUGCGUUGGCGCGGCGAUUGCGAGUUUUGGGAAUCAGAUCCUGACCACCAUUCUCAUCUCGUUCGCGGUGGAUUGCUACAAGGAUCAAUCCACCGACAUCGGUGUGUUUGUCAACUUCGUCCGCCAUAUCUAUGGAUUUAUCGGUCCGUUCUAUUUUCCGCCCAUGUUUAAAACCUUGAAAUUUGGCGGCGCUGCAGGGGUCAUGUGUGCAAUCAUUGGCGUGUGUGCUUUGGGCCCUAUCGUAGCGAUGCAUGUUGUUUCCAGUCGGAGAAGUCAAUGA